CUCAGAGCGAUGGGACGAGUUUUCUAAGAGGGUUCAAUUUCACGUGGGUAUCUUAGACGUUUGUGGUGUUCAAUUCUUCAUGAUGUUCGGUCGUCUAUGAAGAUUCAUUUAUACUUCUCGGAUUUAAGGCAAAAUUGUUCUGUUCGCAGAUCUCGAAGAGAUCGGGCCUGCGAAUGAAGCCGAUGCAACAGAACGCUUUAGCUGUCGCCGUCGCCGCUGCAGACCGCGAUCACCCGAGCAUCUGCAUGAAGCCCCGGUGGCUGUCUCCCCUUCCUACCAUUGCCGUCCCGGUCCAGCCUUUGCUACGGCUUCCGAGCAAUCACUUGGAUCUGUUGGAUCGUUGCGAUCCGGAAGCUGGAGCAGGGUUUCCCGGUAUCCUUAUUCCAAAGGGUGGAGGAACAGAGGAUUCAGUGCUUUCAUCUCCCUCGUUGUUCUGCGGCUAUCCACCGAACCGUGUGGCGAAUCCCGUGGUUUUCGACUCCCGAUUCGGACGAGAUCGGCCGCCAGGACCUGUCGGUCAUUUCCCGGCGAUCCAUUCCAGCCUGAACUCGCCUAUUCUGUGCCUCUGACAAGUUCAGCUACGAGCCUGCGAUGGUGCGUGUCGAGGGUUUUGAUUGCCUCAACCGCGACGGGCAGCGCUGCAACAGCAUCACUGCGGUGGCUUAGACGACGACGACCCUGUAAAUGUAUAGAUUCCAAUCGCUAACAUCAACUACUACAUUCUAAGAAACAGAUUCAAAGUUCAAGAACUAAGCGAGAGAACAGAAUCUUCAAGCAAUAUCUUUUUUCAUGUAUAAUCUCUAACUUGCCCUUAAAAAAAAAAAAAGAUUCCAAUG
Molecule: messenger RNA, 836 nt
Organism: Zingiber officinale
Lineage: Eukaryota; Viridiplantae; Streptophyta; Magnoliopsida; Zingiberales; Zingiberaceae
Exons: 3
Coding region: 174-569 (131 amino acids)
Source: RefSeq, a predicted model, not a curated record